AUGUCACAUUCGAGGAAUGCACACAAAUUAUCUGAUAAAAGUAGAACAGACAUUCCGGCAACCGAUAGAAAUGAGGACGAAGGGGAAGUUAUAAGUUGUAACGCCACCGAGAGCUGCACUUACGCUGUGACUGUUUCGAAGAAACCCUCCCCCUCAAGCGAGGAAGGUGCCUUGUGUUCUGGUCAAAAGUCGUUCAUAAGUAUACACUCAACUGACCAGUUGUGUCAAGUGGCCUACGUGGAUAACCCAACGAACCUCGAAGAGUGCAACUUGGAAGUUCUGAGCCUCAACGAAGUGUUCCCUUCGACGUCAGAAGAGAGCCUCUCGAACGAAGAUGAUUCACCUGUUCAAAGAAAGCAAAAAAACUCUAACAAAAAUAAGGCAACAAUACAAAAGUGUCAAUCGGAUAACGCAGAGAAGUCGUCUUACAUGCCGACAAACAGUAAGUCUUCGACAGGGUCGCGUCAGAAGGAGCCCGUCGAAGGACAAGCUUCGGUGUAUUCUGACUUCGACAUACCUAAAAAUACAUUGUACGUGGUCGGAAGUAAUCCUGGGGAGCCAAAGAUGUCGUAUCCUGAUCCACCAAAGAAAAUAUCUAAGACGAUGAAAAAGUUUCUGCGCAACAUAGACAAGCAUAAGAACGAGCAGAAUAACAAGAGCAGCGAGAAGGCAAUAAGCAAGCUGACGACGAUGCGGGGGAUCCUCAAGGACGGGCGCUGCGGACCCGAGUGCACCGGGGACUCCUCCGUGCAGGGCACCGAGGAAUACAAUACUGAACAUCUUACACUACCAUUCGCAAUGGAUUUUGGAGCACACACAUACAGUAAGCAGAGUCCGGACAAAAACGUGACAUUUAAUACGCAAGUGGUGAUCAUUCACUUCACGGGCGACCUGUGCGUGGGACAAAGCGUCGAGACUCUGAGCAAGGAGAAGGACCAACAAGCGAGAAAUUCCGAACUAAGGAAAACUUUCCUCACAAAAUACAACGAAUUUUGGCCCACACAGAAAUAA
This is a messenger RNA of Spodoptera littoralis (African cotton leafworm), 1011 nucleotides long. Lineage: Eukaryota; Metazoa; Arthropoda; Insecta; Lepidoptera; Noctuidae. The record is from the annotation of a GenBank genome assembly.